UGACAGAUUAAACAUGUUACUUCCUAAAUUAAUUCAGAAAAACUGUAAUAUUUUCAGAGAAAACCCGAUCAACAGUAUGUGUGUAUAUAUAUAAAAAAAAAAUAUAAACGAGUAUAAAUUGAAAACUGCGUUCAAACCUAUGAUUGCGUUGGAUAAAAACCGCAAUUUUAUAUAAACUGAGUGAGUUUUUAGUUAUUUACCAACGAAUAAGAAGGAGAAAAUAAUCAGCUUUAUUCCUAUUGCAUCAAUGGGAGCUGAAUGUUCUUCAAAAUCAGAUGUUCCUGAGAUUGUUGAGCCUGAACCUGUCGUUGUUGAGCCUGAACCUGUCGAGGAGGAGAGGGAAGAGAGCCCAGAGUCUGUAGAAAAUACUCCACAGCCAUCAAUACAUACAGAACCUUCAAUAGCAUCCUCCGAUGACCCCAAUAAAGCUUCAGAUUUCGAAGAAUUUUUUAUUACAUUUGAAAGCGAUUCUGAUGAGAUAAAGCUACGGCCAACAGAAAAUGACUACCCUGUACCAGUGCCUAAUAUGACAGAGCGUUAUUUAACAAAGAAAAUACAAUGGUUUGAAGACUUUGAUCCGAAUACAGGGAGUGAUGAUGCUGACAAUGACGUAGAAGAAAGGGGAAUAACCAAGGCAGAAAUAGAUCACCAUGCUAGAACGGUGCAAAGAUCAGACCUGAAUAGUUUUGACAAGCUUAUUAAAUAUCUAGACACACCAAUUAAAGGAAGGCCAACACGAGAUGAAAUGAUGGUCAGGAUUAUACUAGUCUGGCUGAGUAAUCAAGUAGUGGAACAUUUUGUAUCCGAGGAAUGUACCGACAAAACACCUUUGGGGUUCCUGAGUUUACUUGGACAGAGAAGAUCAACAUAUUCUACAUUUUUUACUGUUCUAUGCAGGGCAGCCAAUGUUAAAUGUGCUCAGAUCCAUGGAGUUUGUAAAGCAGGAGAUUACCAACCAGGUGAUACCAAUGUAGAUAAUCUAACAUGUCUGUGGAAUGCUGUUUACAUUCAGAAUUCAUGGCGCAUCAUUCAUCCGUACUGGGUUUGUCGGUCAGUAUUUGGGAAGAGAUCUAGUGGGUGGAUAAAACUAGAGGAGGAUGGAAAGGCAAUCGGACAAAGAACAAUAGCCGCAGAUGGGGUGGUUAAAAAUGCAUUUAAGGAAUAUUAUAUAAUGCCCGACCCUAGUCAGUUUAUAUAUCGCUGUCAUCCCGACAGCAAAGAAUGGCAACUCUUGUCUACUCCGAUUUCGAGAGAAUCAUUUCUCAAACAAGCUUAUCUUCUGCCGCCAUUUUGGGCUAUGGAAAUGAAAUUGGUGAGCAAAAAUGCAUGUUGUUUAUUUGCAUCCGGUAAAACUCUUACACUUACGUUUGAAACUUCAAAAGCAACAGCUAAUGCAAUAAAUUUGGAUUAUGAAUUUUUGUUGAAAGAAGGAAGUGCACAGAAGGAAGAUGAAAAUGAAAUGUUAAAACCAGAAAAUAUGCCAAGGUUAGUCGCUAAAAUCCGAAAUGCAUCUGAGUGGAAUUUUGAUAUUCAAUUUCCGAUUGAGGGGAUAUAUAAAAUCGUAAUAUAUGGUGGACCAGAUACACACCCAUUAUUGAGACUAUGUGAGUUUAAGAUUAUAUGCACCAAGAGGACAGAGGGUUGUCGAUUAAUACCAUUCAAUCCGGGAAAAUUAGGAUUUGGUCCAGGACCCGAGUCUGAUAGGGCAGGUUUACUUCUCCCCUCUCAUAGAAAUGGGAUAAUAACAAUAGACCGAAACAGCCCUACAAAUCUCAGAUUUCUUCUUGCCAGCGAUACCUAUAAAUCUCUAAAAGUUAAAACUGAACUAGUCGAUUUUGACUUAAAAGAUCAAAAAUCUUCUGUUAAGAGCGUUAUUGAAAGAGAUACGAAAGAACUUAAAAUAAUAACAAACAUUGUUCAGAAUGGAGAUUACGGUCUGAGAAUAUCUACUAGUACUGGUGAUGAUCUCGAAAGAUUGACUGUGGUUUGCAAUUAUCUCAUUACAACUUCCAAUAAACUAUCAAGAGAGAAAGCAAAUCAGCGAGUAGCUAGACGAAAAUUGCUUUCUUCAAUUGAAAAUGGUGACAACAUAGAAAUAACGGAAAGUAUCAAUAGAUGUAUAAAGGAGAAAAUAUCGGAGAGCGAUUUGGAUAUUGAAAACGCACAACGUAAACUUGAUGUAUUACAGUUUAGAAAAGCAUUUCAUGAUGCCGUUUUGAGAAACCAUUUAGGCACCAUAGAAAAGACCAUCAUUAGUCUAAAAUCAUCACUGUACGAGAGGAUAUUUCGGAAAGCUAUCCAGGAGUUAGACAAUCGUGCUAAUGAUUUGAGGUCAUCAUAAUUGUGUUUUGCUCUCCAGACAGAAGUAUCGAUAUGUUCAGUCAAUACUAAUCAACAUGGCCUCAAUUAUACGAACAGUUAAUUUUUCAAAUAAAACGAUAUAAAUAUCUA
Messenger RNA from Mytilus trossulus (common blue mussel), 2451 nucleotides. Its product is annotated as hillarin-like. The record is from RefSeq and is a predicted model, not a curated record. Bases 248 to 2341 code for a protein of 697 amino acids. The transcript has 7 exons. Lineage: Eukaryota; Metazoa; Mollusca; Bivalvia; Mytilida; Mytilidae.